UGCCUUGAUAGGUUCAACGCGGACCCAUGGCAUGCGAAUUUGACGGGUUUUCACUUUAAGCCCAACGGCAAACCCAACCCGUCUAUAGGCCCAAUCUUCCCACUAGAACUUAGGUCCGAGACACACCCCACCACCCCCCGCCCCCCCGCUCUUCCUUCCUACUGCCCCAAAACCCCUAGCAAAGAAAAACCCUAAACCUUCUCCCUAGACUGCUGCGAGAGCGCGAUGCGGCCGCUGGACGAGAAGGAGACGGCGGCGGUGUUCGAGAAGCUCUUCAAAUUCACUGGUCCCAAUCUCAAACACAUCGUGGAUCGCCCCGCCGUGGAAGGCCCCGACGACCCCCCGGGCCGCUACUGCUUCCGUCUCCACAAGAAUCGCGUGUACUACGCCAGCGAAUCCCUCGUCCGCCGCUCCACCAACGUCUCCCGCGGCCGCCUCGCCGGCGUAGGCACCUGCAUCGGCAAGUUCACCCACCAUGGCGCCUUCCGCCUCACCGUCCAAGCCCUCGAUCUCCUCGCCGCCCACGCCCGUCACAAGGUCUGGCUCAAGCCCACUGCUGAGAUGUCCUUCCUCUACGGCAAUUCCGUCGUCAAGUCCGGACUCGGCCGCAUCACCGAUAGCGUAAAGUCCGGCGACGGCGUCGUCAUCUUCUCCAUGACCGACGUCCCGCUCGGGUUCGGCGUUGCCGCCCGGUCCACUCAGGACUGCCGCAAGGCACAUGCAGAUGCUAUUGUUGUCAACCACCAGGCCGAUGCCGGGGAAUAUCUCCGCAAUGAGGCUGAACUAUGAUCGAUUGAUGGAGCUUGUUUCGUUCCCAAAGAUAAUGCUGGCACCGGGUGACAAAGAUCACGGCCCUGUUACACCUAUCUUGCAGUUGUACAAUGGCGUAGUUUUAGAACUAUCUCAUUUUCCCAGCAAGAUAUGCCUUUUUGUUAGAACUAUCACAGGAGGAAGUUUUAGACAUGAAAAAAAAUAGAUUAUGCGUCCAAUAUCUGUUUGACGAUCUGUUUUACCCUUUUACCUCGUUUCCAUUCCUGUACUGCAACAAUUAACUAAAUGUUUUUGAACUCAUGGUGCUACCAAAUGGAUGGUGGUCUAUAAUCUUUAAAAGUACUCCAGAAAAGUAUCUCGCUUCUUGAGCAAU
Elaeis guineensis (African oil palm) is the source of this 1144-nucleotide messenger RNA. RefSeq lists its product as uncharacterized. Lineage: Eukaryota; Viridiplantae; Streptophyta; Magnoliopsida; Arecales; Arecaceae. Gene Ontology annotation, biological process: ribosome assembly. Gene Ontology annotation, molecular function: RNA binding. Gene Ontology annotation, cellular component: nucleus. The record is from RefSeq and is a predicted model, not a curated record.